AUGACAGCUCGCUCCGACAGAGCUGCAGUUGGUCUCAUUGAGUCUCUGCUGCUUCUUCUCUCGAGUCUGAGGGCUAGUAUUCUGUCCCCAAAUUUGUUUGAGACUGUCUCAUGGGUCAAGAUUCAGAUUGAAACACUAUAUUGGAGUGUUUUUGGCCGAUCUAGAAACUAUUGCGACCAAAGCAACAGGCAGUGGCCGUGCGUGGCCGACAAGGGCUACUACGGCCAAGGCCCGUUGCAAAUAUCAUGGAACUACAACUACGGCCCAGCCGGCCAAGCCAUCGGCUUUGAUGGAUUGAACAACCCUGAAAUUGUCGCCAGAGAUGCUGUUAUCUCAUUCAAGACUGCGCUGUGGUUUUGGAUGGAUAGCGUGCACUCGGCUAUUACGUCGGGGAAAGGAUUUGGGGCCACGAUUCGUGCCAUUAAUGGAGACCUUGAAUUCAAGAACGCGAAUCCGGGCGCCGUGACUUCUCGUGUUAAUUACUAUACGAGCUAUUGCAGCCAACUCAGAGUUAGUCCUGGGCCUAAUCUUCGUUGUUAGAAAUGGGAAUGUCAAGAAUCGAUGUAUUAUAUGGUUUCUUGUGUUAAAAAAAGUAGAGUCUCUCGCAUGAACUAUUUAAUAGGAGUGGAAUAAGUGUGAAUUCGAUCACUUGUGAAAUUAUGGUUUGUUGUGUUAAAAUUGUGGGUAUUGUAGUCUUGCGCUACUUGCGCUCUUUCAAGUCAAACAUAGAAUAAAUAAGGGCAAAAUUCAAUAAUUAC
Messenger RNA from Salvia miltiorrhiza (redroot sage), 758 nucleotides. Its product is annotated as chitinase 6-like. Lineage: Eukaryota; Viridiplantae; Streptophyta; Magnoliopsida; Lamiales; Lamiaceae. Gene Ontology annotation, molecular function: chitinase activity. The record is from RefSeq and is a predicted model, not a curated record. The transcript has 3 exons. The coding region runs from base 1 to 540 and encodes 179 amino acids. Gene Ontology annotation, biological process: cell wall macromolecule catabolic process; chitin catabolic process.